UUAGGUCUAUGGCCCUCAUUUGAAGCCCUGAUCAGUUCACAAUUGCUUCAGACCAGAGCCGGCACACUUUUCAGCGCGUUCCAAGUGUUACACUAAACUUUAAAUGCGAGGAAAUUUAAAUGUAGAGGUCUAAAAGUGGCAGGAUUAUCCAUUGCAAAACGCAGCAGCUUUUCUUUGGUCUUUUUUUGGCAAAGUAAAAAAACUGGUCAUAAUUACAGAGAGUUACAGAAAGCUACUUAGCUCUCUUAUUCAGCUGGAACCUAAUCAAAAGGCUGCAGUUUUAAGAUGUAAUUACUGAGUGCUGUAAAAUGCUUCUGUGAAUAAUGGUAUUGUAUUGUUUUACUAUGCUGUUUAGAAUGACUUUCAUAACAUCACAUUUACAACGUUUAUAAUAAUUGUGUCUUGAGCUGAUUUUAUAUUGUAGGCCUACUAUUCGAAUAAUUGACUUCAUGAAUUUUUUUAUCAUCGUAUCGGUUAUAAUUUAGAUAAGAUGAGUGGGGUUAAUCACCCAUUCAGUUCUUCGUGUUGUAAGCAUAUGAAGGCACAGUGGCCUCAGGAGCCACAUACUAUGAUAUAGGGGCCACCUUGUGGCAAACUCAGUCCAGCUGCCAGAUUACCAUGGCACGGAAAGUAGGGCUCAAAUGAACAAGCUACAUUUGAGGCAAUAAAAAAAAAGCGCGCAUCAGAGUGGAUUAUGACCAUUUCGGAAGUUUUUUCCCCCCUGUGGUAAUAAAUAGGGAUGUCUCUGUGUAUGUGUAGCCUAUCGGAUUCUGGGAUGCGGAAUACGCAUCCAAAUGAAAAGAACGCCAGUCGUUCCGUUAAUCCUCGUCUAUCCUUUUUAUCUGUGGACUCGAAGCGGUCAGAUCACUAUGGGACAGCGGAGCGGUGGUACAAAGCCAUGCGGGUGAUAUUCCGGUCGAUGAGACAAAACCAAACCGUCUGAGAGACUUCAGUGGGCGCGCGAGGGGGACGCAUGUAGGGCAGGUGUGUGUGUGUGGUGUGUGUGUGUGUGUGUGUGUGUAUGUUUAUGUAACGCGCGCGCCAAAAUGUUCCUCUUCCUGGUGCUGGGGCUCCACCUGGCCACAGGUGCGCUUCUCCCCUCGGUGGGCGCGUGUCCGUCCCAGUGCAGCUGUUUUUACCACAACCUGAGUGACGGGUCUAAAGCAAGGAGCGUCAUCUGCAACGACCAGGACAUCUCCCUCGUGCCUGUCGGCUUCCCCGCCGACACCUCCAAACUGCGCAUCGAGAAAACGGCCAUUCAGAUCAUCCCGGGCGAAGCCUUUAACUACCUCUCCAGCCUGGAGUUCCUGUGGAUGUCCUUCAACGCGCUGUCCAGCCUAAGCCCGGACAGCUUCCGCGGCCUGCUCACCCUGGAGGAGCUGCGGCUGGACGGGAACGCGCUCAUCGCGUUCCCCUGGGAGACCCUCAUGGACAUGCCCAGCCUCAGACUGCUGGAUUUGCACAACAACCAGCUGAGCUUUCUGCCGGUGGAGGCCAACCUGUACAUGAGGAACCUCACCUACCUGGACCUGUCCAGCAACAGCCUGCAGACCCUGCCUGCUGAGCUGCUGGCCUCCUGGCUCUCCGUCAAACCGGCGCAAGGGCCCGAGAGCUCCAAACUAAUACUAGGUCUCCAUGACAACCCUUGGGUGUGCGACUGCCGGAUUUACGACUUGGUCCAGUUUCAGAAGUCGCCGACUCUCUCGGUGGCGUUCAUAGACACCCGACUGCGAUGCUCGGCUCCGGAGAGCGAGUCCGGGAUUCUGUUCAGCGACGUGGAGUUGCGCCGGUGCCAGCUCCCUCGCAUCCACACCGCGGUGGCGCGCGUCCGGAGCGCAGUGGGGAACAACGUGCUGCUGCGCUGCGGCACCAUCGGAGUGCCCAUCCCAGACCUCACGUGGCGCAGGGCGGACGGCAAGUUGAUCAACGGAACCGUCCAGCAGGAGAUCUCCCAGGAGGGCAUCACCUGGUCCAUCCUCAGCGUGCCGGCCGUGUCCUACCGGGACUCGGGGAAGUACGUCUGCAAGGCCGUCAACUACGCCGGUGAGGCCGAGGCCGUGAUCUCCCUCAUGGUGUCCAACGGCCCCAAGGCGGACGGCAAUCAGACCGGCGCCGACCGCAAACCCAAGGCCAAGAAACCCAACCCGAUGGGCAAGGCCGCCUACCAGGAGAAACUGGUGGCCCGGUACGCACUCCCGGCCACCACCACCACCCCCCGCCCUCCGGCCCCGGAGCCCGCCGCCCCGCUGGCCCCCGACCGGGGCGCGGCCGUGGCCGCCGCCGCCGGGCCGUCGGACGGCUCGGACGGCGGUCCACCGGGCGGCGGCCCCGCCACGUCCUCGGCCCAGGACGGCCUGCUGGACCUGGAGAAGACCAACCUCAGCAACCUGGCGGCCAACACCUCGUCCCUGCAGCAGGACCCCGACCGGGUGGUGCGCUCGGUGAAGGUGGUGGGCGACACGGACAACACCAUCGCCCUGAACUGGAGGGCGCCCAAGGCCAAGAACACCACGGCCUUCAGCGUGCUGUACGCCGUGUUUGGGGAGCGCGACAUGAGGAAGAUCAACGUGGGGGCCGGGCAGAACCGGGUCACCAUCGAGGGGCUGGUGCCCCGCACCAAGUACAUCGCCUGCGUGUGCGUCCGGGGGCUCAUCCCCAAGAAGGAGCAGUGCGUGAUCUUCUCCACCGACGAGGCGGCGAGCGCCACGGGCACCCAGAAGCUGAUCAACGUCAUCGUGAUCACGGUGGCGUGCAUCAUCGCCGUGCCGCUCACCGUCAUCGUGUGCUGCGGCGCGCUCAAGCGCCGCAUCCAGAAGUACUGGGGCAAGAAGUCCAAGGACAUCCAGGACUCCUACGUGACUUUCGAGACGCUGUCGCCCGCCACCAAGGCCAAGGGCCAGGAGGGCGAGUACCUGACCCGGCUCAACCCGGAGGAGUCCAACCGGCUGCUGUCCGCCCGCUCCAGCCUGGACUCGGAGGCCACGGCCAAGAUCGAGGGCCAGCCCAACGAGUACUUCUGCUGACGUCAUGCUCCAGCUUCAGCCCUCCCCGCCGCCGCCGUGCGCCACCUGCCCGGCGCCCACCUGCACCGCCAUCCGCCUCCGCCCCAUCAGCAUCGCCACCCUCAACAGAACCCGCACGCUCACACGCCGCACGCCGCCCCCCCUCCUCCGCCGGACCCCUCGCCCCUGCGGCACCCACCGGGUCCCUCCCAUCCCCAUCGUCAACAGAACCGAGAUGCCCACCGUCGUCCUCCUCCGUCGCGGGACCCUUCGCCUCAGCAGCCCCCUCCCACCCAUCCUCAUCGUCAACAGGACCGAGACGCACCCCACCAACCUCCUUCCCGGGACCCUUCGCCUCAACAGCGGCACCAUCACCCCCAACACUACCUCCCCGCCGCCCCCCGCCAUCGUGCGGAGGGCAGCCACCCCCCCACCCGCUCACACACCCCGCAGCCCUGGGAUUCCCCUCCGACGCCGGUGGCCCCCCGCUGGGUGAUGCCGCCGACGCCUCCGCGCCCGCAGCACGUCAACUUCUGCCGGAGGACGUUCGCACGGUGCACCAUCAUGGAGAUAUCGGUUUAGAGGGGGGGACUUUGGAGGAUUUCAUUCGCUUUACUCACUUCCCUGGUUUAGAGGUGACGCGUGCACAGGUGACAUCCAACUCAAUAAUAUAAAGGCUGGAGCUCAUGACCACACUGAGUGUCAUGAAUCUAUUCGGAAGCAACUACUGUUUAUUUUUUUUAAGUGUACAGCAUAUUAUUUAUACAACCAAAGCCUGCUAAAGAAACUCAUUAAAAGGAUAAAGAAUCUGAGAAUCUUGGAAAUCGUUUAUAUAUUUCCGAUCAUUUUACGCGCAACCCACAAAGACACCUCCACCAAACUGACCCCACGUGAAAGGGGAACGCGACCGCUGUGGGGAAUUCCAUUGUUUGUGUACCUGUGUGAUGCUGUAAAUACACCCCCUGAUUAUUUACACUUGCAUAUUCUUUACCUCUGUAUAUAUAUACAGUAUAUAUAUCCAUCAAGUGGUCUCGGAGGAGAAGACACACACACCGAGCGAGGAGUGGUUCAACACAUACACAAACACACACCACAGGAAGCAGUGGCAAAGCUGAAGCUGGAGAGAUAUGAGCAGAAAGGACUGAGCGAGACUCUGUGUAAAUAGGUGGCAAUGGACAGGCGAGGUUGGACGAGAAACACUCGCGUUUCGUACCAUAUCUCUGGAUACGCUCCCCUGUUUUGUGCCAUGCCCCAUAUAAAUAUAGAUCUAUUUAUCCCCAAGUAUGUUUAUUUGAAUGGAUUGAAAUAAACUUUUAUAUUUAGA
Molecule: messenger RNA, 4326 nt
Organism: Gadus macrocephalus (Pacific cod)
Lineage: Eukaryota; Metazoa; Chordata; Actinopteri; Gadiformes; Gadidae
Gene: lrit1a
Product: leucine-rich repeat, immunoglobulin-like and transmembrane domains 1a
Exons: 4
Coding region: 1047-3023 (658 amino acids)
Cellular component (GO): endoplasmic reticulum membrane
Molecular function (GO): protein binding
Source: RefSeq, a predicted model, not a curated record